AUGGAUGAUCCAAUAGUUAUUGUCGAUACUGCCAUUGAUUUGCAUACGAAAAUGAUAAAGCAAAUGAAAGGAGUUCCUGGGGUAAAAGUAGAGCGAUUGUCAGAGGGUCUUUCUCCAAGACAUUGUGCCUUGUCUCUUGUUGGUGAACCUAUCAUGUACCCAGAGAUUAACUCACUUAUAGAUGAGCUGCACCGGAGGCGAAUCUCGACUUUUCUCGUAACAAAUGCUCAGUUUCCUGAUAGGAUUAAGAUGCUGAAACCUAUCACUCAGUUGUAUGUUAGUGUAGAUGCUGCAACAAAGGACAGCUUGAAGGCAAUUGACAGACCACUCUUUGGGGACUUUUGGGAGCGAUUUGUUGAUUCUUUGCAAGCUCUCAAGGAGAAGCAGCAGCGAACUGUCUAUCGCUUGACCCUGGUUAAAGGAUGGAACACAGAGGAUUUAGAUGCUUAUUCUAACCUCUUUGGUAUCGGAGAUCCUGAUUUUAUUGAAAUUAAAGGAGUUACAUAUUGUGGAUCGUCAGCAACUUCAAAAUUGACAAUGGAGAAUGUACCCUGGCAUUCUGAUGUAAAAGAAUUUUCAGAAGCUUUAGCUCAAAAAAGUAAUGGGGUUUACGAGGUUGCUUGCGAGCAUGUGCACUCAUGUUGUGUUCUACUGGCUAAUGUCAACAAAUUUAAAGUUAACGAUCAAUGGUUCACUUGGAUAGACUAUGACAAGUUCCAUGACCUGGUGGCGGCUGGAGAACCUUUUAGCAGCAAGGAUUAUAUGGCUCCGACACCAUCAUGGGCAGUGUAUGGAGCCGAACAAGGUGGGUUCGAUCCAGAGCAGUUACGUUUUAAGAAAGAGCGCCAUCACAAAUCCACCCGCUGA
Molecule: messenger RNA, 867 nt
Organism: Fraxinus pennsylvanica
Lineage: Eukaryota; Viridiplantae; Streptophyta; Magnoliopsida; Lamiales; Oleaceae
Source: the annotation of a GenBank genome assembly